This is a messenger RNA of Cordyceps militaris CM01, 2031 nucleotides long. RefSeq names its product protein kinase. Gene Ontology annotation, cellular component: cytoplasm. Bases 1 to 2031 code for a protein of 676 amino acids. Gene Ontology annotation, biological process: protein phosphorylation. Gene Ontology annotation, molecular function: ATP binding; protein binding; protein serine/threonine kinase activity. Lineage: Eukaryota; Fungi; Ascomycota; Sordariomycetes; Hypocreales; Cordycipitaceae. The record is from RefSeq and is a predicted model, not a curated record. The transcript has 2 exons.
AUGGAAAACGACACCAUUGCCUAUUUGUAUCCCCACAAUGACGAGAAUGCAUUCUCAGCGAUCAUGGCGGAUCCGCGCCACAUGCCUGCCCGACUUGAACGCCCCUGCACUCAAUACAGCCGCGGCGAGCGAGAGUCGACCGAGCCACCAGAAAACCACGAGGGCGCCUCGGCUCUAGACUACCUACCGUACCUCGAGAUCACAUUCAGCGACAUUCCACGAACCGACCGGGGACUCAUCUUCGGUUCAAAUCCAAAUUGCGACGUUUCUCUUAAUCGCAAGGGCAUAUCUAAUGUCCACUUCAGCUUGACCUUUGACGAAUUUAACCGCCCCAUUGUCAAGGACUUGAUAUCUCUCGUGGGAACCCAGGUCACUUACAACGGGGACGGCGAAGGCGCGCGGAGGGAUUUCCAAUGGAUCGUCGCCGGCCAUAUCAUUCCCCAGCGAAUGAAAAGCAUCGUUAUCACGGUACCCGGCGUCAUUUCCCUCCAGAUCGUUGUUCCAUUCCAUGACAUAACGUCCCCAGCGUACAUCGACAAGGUCAACAGGUUCAAGCAGGGCAUAGCGACUGCCGAGGACCUCCUCGACGGUUUGGGUCUCUCAAAUCUGCCGACCAGACCCUGCACAGGAUCCCACACUCCAGGCACUGGAGCGAUCCAUCUGAGGAAGAAGAUCGGCAAAGGGUCGUUUGGCGUCGUGACGCAUCUAUGGAACGUCAGCACCGGAGAUGAGUGCGUCGUAAAGGCGCCUACCCUAAAAGCUAUUCAGAAAAGGGAGGUCAACGAGGAGGCAUGGCGCCGAGAGGCUCGCAUCAUGGGUCAGAUUUCACAUCCCCACAUUGUGCAGCUUAUCGCGUCGUCCUUCACACCACACCCUCAAUUGUACCUGGAAUAUGUACCGUGUAAGACUCUGGAGGACCAUGGGGAUAUCUCCUAUAACGAGACCUUGACGAUCAUUAGUCAAUGCUUGUCAGCCCUGGCAUAUCUGCAUGGGAGUGAGGCGCCAAUCGCACACCGAGACAUCAAACCGGCCAACAUCCUUGUCCAGUAUCGAUUCGAUGGCGACAUCUCUGUUAAGUUAGCAGACUUUGGUUCAUCACGAGAUAGAGCCGAGUUGAAGACCCUCUGCGGAACUCGGAAGUAUCUUGCGCCUGAGAUCUAUUCCGAGGCGCAGCGCUACGUCAGUAACGAGACUAGACUAGGCUAUACCGCGGUUGUCGAUAUCUGGUCUCUCGGCGUGGUGGCGUGCGAACUGGCAUACGGUCUUCCCCGAUAUGAAAAGCGGCAUAUGAGUGACGGUGUUGCCUGGUGCGAAUCAAUUGUUGCGAGACUCCAAGAAGCCCUGCAGAAAGAUCCCAAUGAUCUAGCACAACUUCUGUUAAACAACAUGGUGGUUCUUGCACCAGAGUCGCGGCUCUCUGCUGAUGACUGCUACGAUCUAGUGGUGCGUCUACCUAGGAAUGAGAUAGAUUCCCUCUGCGCAUCGACACCAGCUUCAUACCCUGAGGAAGAGGACCAGACGACCCUAAGGUGCAUUAUGCACAAUGAUGACGUCGAGGGCCUAGAGCCAAGGUCUCACACUGAAACGACCACAUCAUGUUUCGUCAGAUCAGGAACACCGACUCCAUCAUCAAGGAUCACCCAACAGCACGGAGAUUCCGAAGUGGCAUCCUCAUCGGCGAUCAGGCAGUACAACAAUCGCCAACAAGGCCAUGAGAUGACCCAUUUUCAAGAAGACUACUCGGCGAACCCAUUCAACCCCCUCUAUGUUGGAUCAUCCUUGGCAUCAGAGUUGGGAGGGAACAGCUCCGAGGGUUGGGCAAGCGAAUUCCUGCGAGAGUCUGCGCAGUGGCAGUGUAGCCAGGCCGGAGUUGCAGGCCCGCAGACAAGCUGCGGUGAAUCAAAGGAGGGAGUGAGUAUCCCGCGGGGUGAGAUGAGUGGGGCUGCCACUAGCGGCGCAGAUGAGUACGAGGAAAUGGCACGGGCGGCAUUUUUGCUUCAAGCCCUUGGCCAGGACUCCGGGGCGUUAUAG